UUCAGCGGCACCGGGCGGUCUGGCCUUGGCCCACGGACCGCUUAUUGACUGCCCCUGCGUCGUGUCGUCAUAGGCCUCAGGGCAGCUGCAGGGAAAUGUCAUGACUGUUACCUUGGGGGGAGGGAGGAGAGAGUGGGACUGGCACAUAGGCAACAUUUAUCUCUGGGUUCAGCAGAUGUUUUCCAUUCUAUAGAGAUAUCUGUACUGUGCUCAUCACCAUAGGAUCUGGGGCCUGGUCUACAGCUAACACUUAGGUCGGCCUUGCUACAUCGCUCAGGGCUGUGAACAUUUCAUGCCCUGAGCGCUAUAGAUAGCUUUGCUGAGCAGCAUGGCUUCAGUAAGCCUAACGAUGACCGUGCCCUCCAUCUGAUGACUAAGUGUGCCCAGACUGUGAUGCAAGAGCUGGAGGAUAUUGUCAUGGCUUAUGGACAGAGUGAUGAGUACAGCUUUGUUUUUAAAAAGAAAAGUAACUGGUUUAAAAGAAGAGCGAGUAAGUUCAUGACUCACGUCGUCUCCCAGUUUGCCUCCAGUUAUGUUUUCUACUGGAAGGAUUAUUUUAAGGACCAGCCACUCCUAUAUCCACCAGGAUUUGAUGGACGAGUUGUCUUGUAUCCCAGUAACCAGAAUUUAAAGGACUAUCUCAGCUGGAGACAAGCAGAUUGCCACAUUAAUAACCUCUAUAAUACAGUGUUUUGGAUGCUUGUGCAGCGAAGUGGCUUGACACCAAUCCAAGCACAAGACAGAUUACAGGGAACUUUGGCUGGGGACAAGAAUGAGAUUUUAUUUUCUGAAUUCAACAUUAACUACAACAAUGAGCCCUUGAUGUAUAGGAAAGGAACUGUACUAAUAUGGCAGAAGGUUAACGAAGUCACUACAAAAAGAAUAAAACUGCCAAAGGAAACUGAAGAGAAGGAAGUUGAAGUGACACGGACCAGGACUAAAGCUGUCCCACUGCACUGUGACAUCAUUGGGGACCAGUUCUGGGAGGAGUAUCCAGAAAUCCUAGCUGAUAGCUGACCUUCCCAGUUUGAGUUCUUGUGCAAAUAACAGGAAACAACUUAUCUGCAUGAGCUUCUGGGAAGUGAGGACUCUGGGGUGAGGCUCAGAUUAUUUAACUUUGUAAUUCAGCAUCCACAUUUUGAGCGAUACUGUCUUAGAAACAUUGUCCUUGCCUUUCAUGCAGAUAUGUCUGCCUGCAAAAGCUAAAAUCAUGUUACUUUCAAAGGGCAAGAAUUUUUAUAUAAAAUUACAAAAUUAACUCUUGUAAAUGCAUAUUUGCAUUGAUUUAUAACAAUAUCAUCAUGCAUUUAUGUGGCAUCUUUCACAUUAGAGUCACAGGGUGCUUUAUAGAGUUACUCACCUAAAGCGAUCCACUCUUUGGAACAGUUAAAAGUAGCAGAAAGAUUAUUUCUGUAGCUUUGUUUUAAACUCUGAAACAGACUAAAGACUUGGACUAGUGCCUUGAAUCAAGUUCUAUAACCAGGGAGCUUAGUUACAUAAACUCUCUAGCAGUCAACAUCUCAGGCCCAUAUCGAGAAUACACAAAAUAGCCCACAAUUUUCUGUAACUAAUUUUAAAGGGUUUUUCUCAUGUGUAAAUUACUUUUGUAUUUUUUAAAGAUGCAGAAAUGUAAUUCUCCCCCUUCGACUCCCAUGUUUACUCUUCAGACUCUAUCGUCACUGUGGCUUUGCUAGUUAUUAGUGAAGGUCUCAAAUGGCCAAAUGUAAUAAAGUUCUCAUACAGACUUCUAUCACAGUA
Molecule: messenger RNA, 1758 nt
Organism: Chelonoidis abingdonii (Abingdon island giant tortoise)
Lineage: Eukaryota; Metazoa; Chordata; Testudines; Testudinidae
Gene: THG1L
Product: tRNA-histidine guanylyltransferase 1 like
Biological process (GO): tRNA modification
Molecular function (GO): tRNA guanylyltransferase activity; magnesium ion binding
Source: RefSeq, a predicted model, not a curated record